UAACGGAAAUUCAAUUUUUUGUGUGUGGCUAAAUGUAAAUCUAAACCUCCCAUUACAAAAUAGUUUUUCAGGUCGCGGUAUGGUGUCACUAUUAAGUUUCAAUAAUCAAGUGUGUACUUUUUAUUUCUUGUAUUCAGUGUUUUCCACGAACGUCGGCGAUGGACGAAUGUCUAAGGAAAGCAAGGAAUGGAAGAAGAAGAAAAAUCUCAGGUUAUGUUGUGUUUAAUGUAUGAACUACCAUGGUCGUGUUUACAUGUAAUAAUUGUGGGGAAACUCUCCACAAGCCAAAAGUUGAGAAGCACUACACCUUCGUAUGCAGAACAAGGAAAUCCCUAACAUGCGUAGAUUGCUUAAAAGACUUUGUAGGGGAAGAGUUCCUUUCACACACCAAAUGUAUUACUGAGGAAGAGCGUUACGCAGCGAAAGGUACUUACAAGAACGGUAUUGUUAAGAAAGGUGAAGCAAAGCAAGAAUCCUGGGUGGAUAUGAUUCGAUCAAUUUGUGAGAGGGAACCCAACCUGUCCCCUGCGGUUAAAAGUAUAUUUAAUACUUUGUCAAAUUACAGCAACGUUCCCAGGAAGAAAAAUAAAUUUGUGAAUUUUAUGCAAAAUUCAUCGGGGAAACGAAUUAGUAUAGUGGAUAUUGGAACAGUGUGGAAUAUAAUAGAGAAAUACAAUACAAAAAAUGUUUCUAAUGAAAAACUUGGAGAGCAAAAUGGCCAACCAUGUGAAACAAAGAAAAGAGCAGCCCAAGAAAUCGAUAAUCCUUCAAAAAAGAAGAAAAUUGAAGUUGAGCAGUCACAAAAUGAUUUUGAAAAAUUGGAUGAGGAAAUUGCGGUGGAAAAAUUCAGCUUCAAACAAACCAUCUUGGACCUACUCAAUGCAAAAGGCACCAUGUCUCAAAAAAAACUGGAAAAAAAGGUUCUGAAGGUUUAUAUCAAGGAAAUGGGGGAAGUCCGGGCAAAAGAAAAUAUUGUGAAAAAAAUUUCCAAAAAAUUGAAAAAAAUUCCUAAUCUAUAUAUUGAAGAUGAUAUUGUAACUUUACAAAGUAGCUGA
Cylas formicarius (sweet potato weevil) is the source of this 1055-nucleotide messenger RNA. RefSeq names its product cell growth-regulating nucleolar protein. Gene Ontology annotation, biological process: negative regulation of transcription by RNA polymerase II; rRNA processing. The record is from RefSeq and is a predicted model, not a curated record. The coding region runs from base 240 to 1055 and encodes 271 amino acids. Gene Ontology annotation, molecular function: DNA binding. The transcript is spliced from 3 exons. NCBI's taxonomy places the organism in Eukaryota, Metazoa, Arthropoda, Insecta, Coleoptera, Brentidae. Gene Ontology annotation, cellular component: nucleolus.